Molecule: messenger RNA, 2181 nt
Organism: Ipomoea nil (Japanese morning glory)
Lineage: Eukaryota; Viridiplantae; Streptophyta; Magnoliopsida; Solanales; Convolvulaceae
Product: pentatricopeptide repeat-containing protein At2g20540-like
Exons: 2
Coding region: 78-1640 (520 amino acids)
Biological process (GO): RNA modification
Molecular function (GO): RNA binding; protein binding
Source: RefSeq, a predicted model, not a curated record
UUCACUGAACUUUAAGAAGGAAAGUUGGGGGAGCUUUAUAUAUAGUGAAACGAGGAAGGUUUUGUGAGGGGUAACCCAUGUCAUUGUCAACAAGCACUGGGAGAUGCCUUAAACUCCUGGAGAAAUGCAAGAAUCUGAAGCAACUAAGCCAAGCUCAUGGCCAAGUGAUUACAUGUGGGCUUGGGAACAACACUUUCGCCCUCAGCAGGCUAUUAGCCUUCUGCUCAGAUCCCAAUCUUGGAAACCCAACCUACGGAUGGAGAAUCUACGAGAGAAUUCAACAACCCACCAUCUGCAUUGUCAACACCAUGAUCAAAGCUUUCUUGCUCAAGGGUGAGCUGAGCAGAACUAUGGAGAUGUACAAGCAUAUGCUCAAAACUGGGAUGUGCCCAGAUAAUUACACACUUCCCUAUCUGUUAAAAGCUUGUGGUAAUAUGGAAAGUUGUAAUCUUGGGAGGUCAAUUCAUGGGCAAUGCUUAAAAUUUGGAUUCUUGAUGGAUAGUUAUGUGGGGAAUAGCUUGAUUGUAAUGUACUCUAGUCUUGAUGACAUGGAAUCUGCACAGUGUGUGUUUGAUGAAAUGCCUAGCCGUUGUGUGGUGGCUUGGACAGUUCUUAUCUCUCGGUAUUCAAGAAAAGGUGAUGUCUUUGAAGCAAGAUUGGUUUUUGAUGAGACCCCAGUGAAGGAUAGGAGAGUAUGGGGGUCUAUGAUAUCUGGGUAUGUACAGAACAAUUGCUUUAAAGAAGGGUUGCAGUUGUUUAGGCUAAUGCAGAUGACUGGGGUUCAGGCUGAUGAGGCAAUUCUGGUGAGCAUACUUUCAGCUUGUGCCCAUCUGGGUUCACUGGAUAUAGGCAAAUGGGUUCAUAGAUAUGUGGAGAAGCUGGGAAUGGCAAUAAAUGUGAGACUAGGCACAGCUCUUGUAGACAUGUAUGCGAAAUGUGGGUGCUUGGGUUUAGCCCAGAAACUGUUCUACGAAUUGCCCGAGAGAGAUGUUAUUUGUUGGAAUGCCAUGAUUUCUGGAUUCGCAAUGAACGGGGAUGGUGAAAACGCUAUGAGAUUAUUCCGAGAGAUGCAAAACGAUGCUGGGACUAGACCAGACGGUGUUACCUUCGUUUCUUUGUUCACUGCUUGCAGCUGUUCAGGAAUGGCACAUGAAGGUCUGAAGCUGCUGGAAAUCAUGUGCAACACAUAUAACAUCGAGCCUAAAGGCGAGCACUACGGGUGCAUAAUAGACCUUUUUAGCCGAGAGGGUCUGGUCGAAGAGGCGAAGAAUAUAGUUCUGAGCAUGCCAAGCUCGAGCGCUUCUGCUGUGGCCUGGAGAGCAUUGUUGAGUGCUUGUGCCAAUCAUGGGCGGGUUUGUUUGGCCGAGGCUGCUGCAGAGAGGGUUGUGGAGUUGGAACAGCACAGCGGGGCGUAUGUUUUGCUUUCUAAUGUUUACGCUGCAGCAGGGAAGCACGAGGGGGCGAGGAGGAUGAGGAAGAUGAUGAAGAAGCAGCAUAUAGAGAAGACACCAGGGUGCAGCUCUGUGGAGAUCAAUGGUUGUGUUCAUGAGUUUGUUGCUGGGGAGAAAACACACCCACAGAUGCAUCAAGUUCAUCAGCUUCUACUAAUGUUCAACAGGCAGGUAGACACUCAGUUCUAACUGUUAAGUUAUAUAUAUAUAUACGCUAGACUAAUUCUAAGCUCCCAGAACCUCUGUUCAAGAGGGUUGAAGGAGGUAAAUCGCGAGUUAGACGUUAUAAAUCGUGAGUCAUCCAGUAAAUUCUCAGUUCUCCUGACAAUUUUUUUGGACGUUUUGGGCCUUGCCGCUAAAGCAAGACUUCCAAAAUGACCAUUAAACAGUUAAAUCAUUGAGCUAAGCUCCACGGAACUGUAUUGUAUUUUUUAUUUCCCAAUUUUUCAUCAUUUCUUUCUUUGUUAUUAAUUGGAAAAAUGUACCAAAUAAACAUAUAUAUUUUUUUUCUCCAAUUUUUUGUUGCUCUAAUAAAAAUAGAAUUUCUUUAAUUUUUUUUCUUAUACAUUAAAUUUCCCAACUUAAACUAAUCUUAAACCCAAAAAACCCUAGCCCAAAGACACUGAAGAAAUUAAAUCGCGAAUCGCCCAAUCAGUCUUCAAUUCCGCCCUGCCUAUACAUUCUACACAGAGAAUCUUAGUCACUUCUAAUUAACUUUUUAGACUUUAGG